UUUAUCUUAUUUUCUGAAGAUUUGAACCUGGCAAUUAGCGGAUCUGCGCAUUCCUUAUUUGCCACAUAUUCUUUUGCACUUUCCAUCCUCCAUUUGUGAAGCUAUUAGUUUUUCCAAUAUUUUGGUCCUCGUUAGUCUCCUGGAUUUUCAUUUGGCUGUUGUUUUGAAAUUUCAGUGAUCUCUUCUUUCGUUUAAAGCUGUUUUGCAGGCAUCCUAUACGGUUUCUCUUAGACUUUGUUAGUAUAACGAAAUGGUCAUUUAUGGAUUUAGUGAUUUUGAUUGAUUUAUUUUUGGGUGAGGGGUUGUGGGAUUUUUUUUUUACCUUUGCGGUAUUCGAUGCGAUUUGGGCGAUGUAGGAAGCUCUAGUUGUUUUCCUUUUCCUUUAUAAGUUAUACGCAUAAUAGUUAUUGGAUGAGUUAAAGUCAUUCUUAUCCUUUUAAAAGCCUAAGAUACUAUCCUCUUUUUCGCUGUCUUCACCCUAUUUUCUUGCUGGAGCAUGCAAUGAUUGGAAUCUGGAAUGACUUAUUUCACUUAUCUUUUUCGAUAGUGAUGUUAAUGUGCUGUUGCUUGUUAGUUUGGGUUGUGCAAUAAAAGAGAAAGGGCACAUGGGGGUAGUGGGAAACCCUGUUAGGGAACAAAUAGCUUGGAAAAGUUUGACUUAUGAGUUUUAACAUUACUAAAAUGGAGUACAUACAAAACAAAGGAUAUCCUUUGCUUUGGGGGAAGCCGGGAAGGAGCAUCAUAUUCGAACUGGUUGUGGUUCUGUGUCUGUCAUAGUCUAUGGAGAUCAUGACAAACCAGCUCUGAUCACUUAUCCAGAUUUAGCGCUAAAUUAUAUGUCAUGUUUCCAAGGAUUAUUUUUCUGUCCAGAGGCAGCUUCUUUGCUGCUUCACAACUUUUGUAUAUAUCAUAUCAGUCCUCCCGGACAUGAGUUGGGAGCUGCUGCAAUUUGUCCUGAUGAUCCUGUCCCUUCCGUUGAAGACUUAGCAGAUCAAAUAGUUGAGAUCUUAAACUAUUUUGGGCUUGGUGCAGUGAUGUGUAUGGGAGUAACGGCCGGUGCUUAUAUUCUUACUCUUUUUGCAAUGAAAUAUAGGGAGCGUGUUCUUGGUUUAAUACUUGUAUCUCCCUUAUGUAAAGCACCUUCUUGGACUGAAUGGUUUUAUAACAAGGUGAUGUCAAAUUUGUUAUAUUUCUACGGCAUGUGUGGCUUGCUGAAGGAGUGUUUGCUUCAACGGUACUUCAGCAAGGAAGUUCGUGGUAAUGUUGAAGUCCAAGAAUCGGAGAUAGUUCAAGCUUGCAGAAAAUUGCUGGAUGAGAGAAAGAGAACAAAUGUCUUCCGGUUUCUUCACGCAAUUAAUGAGAGGCCUGAUAUUACAGAAGGAUUGAAAAGAUUAAAAUGUCGUACACUUAUUUUUGUCGGGGACAGUUCUCCUUUCCAUUCUGAGGCUCUCCACAUGACUUCAAAACUUGAUAGGAGAUUUAGUGCGUUGGUUGAGGUCCAGGCUUGUGGAUCAAUGGUUACAGAGGAACAGCCACAUGCAAUGCUGAUACCUUUGGAGUACUUUUUCAUGGGUUAUGGGCUGUACAGGCCAUGUCUAUUCAGUGACAGCCCAAGGAGCCCGCUUAGCCCAUCUUGCAUCUCUCCGGAGCUCCUUUCUCCAGAAAACAUGGGUUUGAAGCUAAAGCCCAUAAAGACCCGUGUUUCACUGCAAGUUUGAUGUCAGAAAGUACUUGACUUUUGUAAUUGAAAGCAAUUUUUUUUUCUUUAUAUUUCUUUUCUUCAAAUUUUUUUAUUGUUUAAGAGAGAGGGAUGGAUAGACAAGAGGUUGGAUAGACUUGGAGGGGUUGUAAAUAGAAGAAAGGAGAAUGAAGAGAAUACGUGAAAUAUAUAAAAAUAUAGGGAGGAGAGUUGCCUUUAUUCAUUUAUAGUGUGACUGCAAUAAAGGAAUCAUUGAGCUGUAUUUGUAAAUUCCAGGUGGACUCUAAAUUUAUUUAUGACGACAACCAAUCAAU
Molecule: messenger RNA, 2013 nt
Organism: Gastrolobium bilobum
Lineage: Eukaryota; Viridiplantae; Streptophyta; Magnoliopsida; Fabales; Fabaceae
Product: protein NDL1-like
Exons: 11
Coding region: 837-1718 (293 amino acids)
Source: RefSeq, a predicted model, not a curated record